Messenger RNA from Ahaetulla prasina, 3916 nucleotides. Its product is annotated as membrane-spanning 4-domains subfamily A member 15-like. Lineage: Eukaryota; Metazoa; Chordata; Lepidosauria; Squamata; Colubridae. The record is from RefSeq and is a predicted model, not a curated record. The coding region runs from base 653 to 1303 and encodes 216 amino acids. Gene Ontology annotation, cellular component: membrane. The transcript is spliced from 7 exons.
CUGCCUGCCUCUUCUUCCUUGGGAGCCGCUGGAGGUGGUAGUCGGUGGGCAGGGAAAGGGGCUUGCUGGGCGGCAGGAGAUCGCAAGGAGACGCCGGUUUGGGAUCGACUCCUUGAGUUUCUUUCAGCCAGAUCCGAACGGCGCGCGUCUUUACGCGCGGGGGAAGGGGGCGCUUCUGGAGCGCGCCGUUGCUUUGUAGAGAAAACCCGUUUCCUUGUUUUCGCACGGCGGCAGCUGAGCAACGAGCCGGCCCGGCACUCGGGGCUGUAGUAGAUGCCCGGGUGGCUGUUCAGGUUUCACCUGUUGGAUCGAACGCCGCAGCAGCUGCAUUCGGGCGAUGCUCUAAAUCAGGGGUCUCCAACCUUGGCAACUUGAAGACUUGUGGACUUCAACUCCCAGAGUUCCUCAGCCAGCAAAGCUGGGAGUUGGAGUCCGCAAGCCUUUAAGUUGCCAAGAUUGGAGACCCCCUGCUCUAAAUCUGUUUUGAGUUUUGUAAACUGGAUUAUUAUUAUUACUUUUUUGUUUUGUUUUGUCUGCAUCGGCGCGUUUCCGGGCCCCAUCGCUGGCACGACUCGGCUUGUUUCGCAAAGCAGGUGGAUGAACCUUGCUGACUUGGAUGUCCUAAAGGAUUUCCCUACUUGCAAAGCCCAGUAUGGAUGCUCAGCCUGUGGUUACGAGUGCAGGGUCUCUUUCUUACAUCGCUCAGACUGAUUUUCCAGUCCCGCUGAAAAAGUUUUAUCGGGGCGAACCUCUGGCACUGGGGAUCACACAGAUAUUCAUAGGAAUCAUACAAAUUAUUUUUGGGAUGCUGAUCAACUUAAUUAGUGGAGAUGAUAUUUUCUACCUUACUGUAUGGAUGCCCUAUUGGAGUGGAAUCUUGUACAUCAUCUCCGGAUCCUUAGCUGUGGCAGCUGCUUGGAAUCCCAGGAUCCGUCUGGUGCAAAGCAUGGUGGCCAUGAAUGUGUUAAGUACUGUAGCAGCUGGUUUGGGCCUGGCAUCCCUGUUUCUCAGCUUCAGUGUACUCUUUCAAUUCAAUUUGUCUUGGUACUGCUAUACCCUUGAAAAAGAAAUUCAGGAAAAGUGUAAUCCAAUCCAGAAUAUCGGCAGAGGAAUACUGAUUGUUCUUACUCUGUUCACCGCCCUGGAGUUUUGCAUCACCAUCUCAGUUGCGUCUUUUGGAUGUAAGAUGGUUUGCCGAGAUACCUUCCCUGAAAACGUUGUGGUCAUUUAUCAGAAUGUGUCUCCUGCCAGUGCCGAACAACGUCCCGACCUCGACUGUAAAGAGGCAGCAAUUCAGCCCUGAUUUGCUUUCCUUUCCUAGCAGCUAUUCUGGAGUACAUUCACCUCCUGCAUCUUGAAGCCUUAAAUUUUUUUUUUUUUAAGGAAUUGCAUCAGGGGUGCUAUUCAGCAAGUUCUGGAGAAUCGGUAGCGGAAAUUUUGAGUAGUUCAGAGAACCCGGCAAAUACCAUCUCUGGCUGGCCCCAAAGUGGGGUGGGAAUGGGGAUUUUUGCAGUAUCCUUCUCCUGCCAUACCCACCAAGCCAUGCCCACAGAACUGGUAGUAAGAAAAAAACGGAAUUCCAUCACUGAAUUGCACGGAAGUUUUUAAUCAGUGGAACAUAAAGGCUUUUAAUGGACUAAGAAAAGGAUCAUAUAUAAAAGAUCUUGUCAAGGUUCGUUGUUGCUGGUUAAAAUAUCUCCUUAGGAGGGGGUCGGCUGAGCCGUGGUGGUGCAGUGGUUAGAAUGCAGUACUGCUGACUGCCGGCUGCCUGCAAUUUGGCAGUUCGAAUCUCACCAGGCUCAAGGUUGACUCCGCCUUCCAUCCUUCCGAGGUGGGUAAAAUGAGGACCCAGAUUGCUGCGGGCCGUAGGCUGACUCUGUAAACUGCUUGGAGAAGGUAAAGUCUAAACGCUAUUGCUAUUGCACCAAGUUAUGGUUUGCUGUUGGAAAAUAUGUACAGGUAGUCCUCGACCUAUGACCACAAUUGAGCCCAAAAUUUAUGUUGCUCAGUGAGACAUUUGUUAAGUGAAUUUUGUCCCAUUUUAUGACCUUUCUUGCCCUGGUUGUUAAACGAAUCACUGUGACGGUUAAAUUAGUAAAUAGGUUGUUAAGCGAAUCUGGCUUUCCCGUUGACUUUGCUUGCCAGAAGGUCACAAAAGUUGACCACGCGACCCUGGGACACUGCAACCGUCAUAAAUAUGAACUAGUCGCUAAGUGACCGUGAAGAUCCUGCAAUGGUCGUAAGUGUGAAAAAUGGUCAUUUUUCUUCCACAGCUCUUGUCACUGCGAAUGGCCGCUAAACGAACUGUUGUAAGUCGAGGACUAUCUGUAGUAGGCUGGGUUUACACAGCGUGUUAUGGAUGCACUAUAGUUUCCUCAUUGCAAUGGUUGUGUCACAGAUUAAGGAGAAGUCCAAAGCUCAACUCAACAGAGUUUAGCCAAAUGCUUUUUUUUUGCACCCAGCUGCAUUCAUACAACAAAUUACGCUGGUUGCGUGAAACAGCUAAUGUUGUGUCUUGCCCGCUCUCACAGCAGCCGGGGCCUUCUUAUCUGCUCCCGAACACGGAGGAAUGUAUGCCUCCCGGCCCCAGUCCUGGCUCCAUGCCCAGACAAGCUGAAGAGGAGGGGGCACCUCCCGGUCCCAGCCCUGGCUCCAUGCCCAAGCAGGCUGCAGAGGAGGGAGCAUCCCCCGGCCCCAGCCCUGGCUCCAUGCCCAGGCAAACGGAGCAGCUAGACCCCUCCCCCUCCUCCACAGCAUGUGAGCCUGAGGAAGGUUUAUUUCCAACAGCUGCUGAUUGGAGUGACCCUCGCAUCAGAAGACUGGAUAGGCGGAGGCAACAGAAGGAAGGGAGGGGCAGGCCUUAAUGAGUGCUGAGUCAUGGAGCCACGCCCCAUGGCCUAUAUAAAGGAUCUGCUUUCUGGCAGUCUCUGAGUCAGGCAAAGUCGAACUUAUCUUGCUGAAGUCACUUUCUGGUCUCCUGCCUGCUCUGAGGACUUUGCUAGGACUUUGGGCAGAGCUGCAGAGGCAAGCCUGAUUUGGAUUUCCCUGACCCGGCCGUCAGCGGAGGAGUGGGACACGACAGCUAAUGCUUGCAACACGUUCCAGAAAUUGAUGGUUGGGCUGUAACAGGAAUUGUUAAAAAAAAAAAAAAGGCUCAGCAGCCAUAAAGUCCCAUGAAAACUAAACAACCAAAUCUGUAGCCAUAAUUUAAAUUUAUAGCCAGUUUGAUCUAGUGCCGAUAUGGCACGCGUAGCCAUAUCAGUGGGCAGACGAGCUCAGGAGGGCCUCCGGGGGUGUGUGGGGAAGGCUGUUUUCACCCUCCCCAGACUCCUAGAAAGGCUCUGGAGGCUGGGGAGAGGAAAAAACUGGUCUACCGUGCCAUCGUGUGCCAGGAGCGUGGGGAGUGUGUGUGGGGGUGUUGUACGAGCAUACACGGGGGAAGAAUUAUGGGUGUGGGCAUGCGCGCGGGCAACUCCCCCCUCCCCCGCUCAUGGCAUGUGAUGGCAAAAAGGUUAGCCAUCACUGAUCUAGUGGUUAAGGUACCAGGCUAAGGUACCAGGCUAGAAACCAGGAGACUGUGAGUUCUAGUCUCACCUUAUGAAGGAAAGCCAGCUAGGUGAUUUUGGGCCAGUCCCUCUCUCAGUCCAACUCACCUCACAGGGUUGUUGUUGUGGGGUAAACAGGAUGAAGAAGGAGUAUUAGGCAUGUUUGCUGCCUUAAGUUAUUUAUGAAAAUAAUAAAGACAGGAUAUAAAUGCAUAUCUUGGAAGAUAAGCUUGUUCCCUGCCACUUGACUUUCUAUCAGAUUGCCUGUCGUGUCCCCCUCCUCCUCCGACGACCGGGUCUGGGAAGUCUGUAUCAAGCGUGGCCACGAAGCCUCUGCAGCUUUGCCAAAUUCCUUUCAGAUUUCUCAGGCA